Molecule: messenger RNA, 312 nt
Organism: Maniola jurtina (meadow brown)
Lineage: Eukaryota; Metazoa; Arthropoda; Insecta; Lepidoptera; Nymphalidae
Exons: 1
Coding region: 1-312 (103 amino acids)
Source: RefSeq, a predicted model, not a curated record
AUGGAAGAUAUUGUACAACUAUUAAAAAAGAUACAAGAAGACAUUAAAGAAACAAAAGAUAGUGUCAAAAACAGUGAAAUAAAUUUACUUAACAAAAUCAACGAAAAAGUUGACGAUAUCCAAAGUAAAAUGCAAAAUCUAGAAGUAACAGUUAGGUCACAAGAACAACGACUAGACCUUCUCGAAAAGCAAGCCAGGGAGAGAAAUAUCGUUAUUUUUGGUGUUGAGGAAAAGGAACAGAAUAACGAGGAUUUACAGAAUAAUUUCCUGAAGAUAUUCAGUGAUAUUAUGAAGAUAAUAUCACUGAAGUAG